Impatiens glandulifera is the source of this 1140-nucleotide messenger RNA. Its product is annotated as putative F-box protein At1g50870. Gene Ontology annotation, molecular function: protein binding. NCBI's taxonomy places the organism in Eukaryota, Viridiplantae, Streptophyta, Magnoliopsida, Ericales, Balsaminaceae. Bases 1 to 1140 code for a protein of 379 amino acids. The record is from RefSeq and is a predicted model, not a curated record. The transcript has a single exon.
AUGAUGAUAACUGAUCUUCCUCUAGAGUUGUGUUGUUUAAUUAUGUUAAAACUACCGGUGAAGUCUCUAUUGCGUUUACGUUGCGUAUGCAAGUUGUUUCGUUCCAUGAUCGAUGAUCCCCACUUCACCAAACUUCACCAUUCACGGUCCCUCGCUUGUCCUGAAAGCAGCACGCGCAUCCUCGUUUACAACAUCAACGACGAUGACAAUGUGGAUUUCUUCUCCGUGGAAAUUGGAGGAGACCAACAAGCGGUUCGCUGCGCUACGUUUCCCAUGCACUGUUUGGUUUCAUUUUUCUACCGAAAGAGUGACAACGUUCGUUCUGAUGUUCAUUAUGACCAUUAUGGUGAAUUGAAUUUAAGGUUCUGUCCCGGAUACGUGAUUACUUGGAUCAUCAAUUCGCCUCAGGUUGUGAAAGGCUUGAUUCUCCUUAAGGACCAAAUCUGGAAUCCGCUAACCGGUCAUUUAAUCACUCUUCCGCAUGCAGAAGAGGAUCUUCCCAAAUGGAAGCCGCCAACUAAUCAUUUCUUAGGUUUCGAUCCACAUACAAACCAGUAUAAAGUGCUCUACAUAAGGCAUUAUUAUUACCAAGAAAAAGAAAGUUAUUCAACUGUUUGCAAAAUACUGACAAUUGGAAUAGACGGCAUAAUUGGCUCAUGGAGAUUCAUCAAAACCUAUCCUAAGGAGAUGCCAACACUCCAAUCCCCUGUGCUAAGGGGUUGCGGCAACGAUAUGUUGUACCUGAGCAAUCCAGACUACUACCCCGGCGGUGUCCUGGCCUUGGACCUUCAUACGGAGGUGUUUCAUACUCCCUCUUUUCCUGUGGACAACAUUAGCCAGGGAUGGUCUAUAUACAAUGCGUUCCCAGGGAGAUCGGUGUUCAAUCAUAAUACUAAUUUUUGGCUAUCGAACGGUAAAGGCGGAUGGGACCAGAGAUUAUUAGACAUUCCGAGACCCCAUACGGUGUAUGACACUUUGGGCAAAGGCGAGAUACUUCUUUGUUACGAUAAUGAUACAAUGUUGGCAGGAUUUAACUUGGAGACUGGAUUCUUAAGAGAAAUUCAUACUCCUAAUUUACAAGAUUAUUUAUCAGAUUGUUAUGUGUUUAGAACUCAUGUAGAAUGCUUGAUUCGAUUUUGA